This is a messenger RNA of Chaetomium globosum CBS 148.51, 195 nucleotides long. RefSeq lists its product as uncharacterized. The record is from RefSeq and is a predicted model, not a curated record. The transcript has a single exon. NCBI's taxonomy places the organism in Eukaryota, Fungi, Ascomycota, Sordariomycetes, Sordariales, Chaetomiaceae. Bases 1 to 195 code for a protein of 64 amino acids.
AUGGGCCAACACUACCGCGCCGACACCCGCGAUGGCUCCAUCGGUUUCAUCAAGGCCAUCUGGAAGAGCGCCCGCUGGUGCCAGUGGGUCGAGCCCACCGAGGGUGCCGAGGGCCCCGCCAAGGGCGUGCUCUUCUUCCGCAACCAGAACGGCCUGGGCACCUCGCCUGCCAAGAUGGCCCCCGCUGCCCAGUAG